Messenger RNA from Bipolaris oryzae ATCC 44560, 852 nucleotides. RefSeq lists its product as uncharacterized. The record is from RefSeq and is a predicted model, not a curated record. The transcript has 7 exons. The coding region runs from base 1 to 852 and encodes 283 amino acids. NCBI's taxonomy places the organism in Eukaryota, Fungi, Ascomycota, Dothideomycetes, Pleosporales, Pleosporaceae. Gene Ontology annotation, molecular function: fatty acyl-CoA hydrolase activity.
AUGCCGCCAUUACUGCGCUCAAUUGUCUGUAGAGUGAAGCCGAUUCGACAGCUUCCAGGUGUACAGCGUGUCUCUUUUGAGCGGUAUCAGUCGACGUCAAGUGAUAACGCACCUGCCACCGCUGCUCUCAGUCCAAGAUGGCUCUCAGAUGUCAAGCUGCGCAUUGGAAAGUGCAUUAGUUUUGGAAUCAAUCCAGCACAAGUCGAGGAGGCUGGUUCGAUAUUGCAAGAGACAGCGGAAGAUUGGAGAGAACUCGUAGGUGGAAGCGAAGGCUUUCUCACUGGCAAGCAAUGGCGUGGACUCUACCGGCAAGAGGUUGUUUGGGGAGAGAUGGGUCACGUGAAUAAUGUCAUGUACAAUCGGUAUGCUGAGUCUGCCCGGGUCAACUGGACACUGAACUUUGCGGCUAGCGACCCGCAGCAUCGGGCUGAGUGGCUGGAGCUCAUGACACCAAAAAGUAUUGGUCUGAUUCUGCGAAGUAUCAAGACUGACUACAAAUUUCCAAUGACAUGGCCAGACAGGAUCACGGUACUCCACAAACUCCGCAACAAGCCUAGCCAAGGCAGUGAUCAUUUCAUUCUCGAUGUCAUGAUUCUGUCCGAGGCACAUCGUCGUCCGGCAGCGCGUUGUGUUGAAGACAUUGUAGUUUACGACUACAGGACAGGCAGAAAGUCACCACUGCCACCUUUUAUGGUUGAAAAGUUCCAGGAAACAUUCAAUUUGCAGGAGCAGGCCAAGGCAAGAAACAGUGGUAGGGUCAAGGCACUAUUGGAUAGGGUGAGAGCGUUGGAGAAGGGCAGCUGGGAUAGACCAGAUGCCAAGGAGGACUUUGGAAGUGCGAAUGAUGCAUAA